GCCCCUGCUCUCUGACAGGUCCUUACCAGAAAGCCGGGGUACACGGCUACAGAUCACCAGCUGCUCACCAGCGUUUUAUAAUACUCCCUUAUCUUUUCGAUUCAAAACGUCCGUCCUUUAAAACAUGGUGACUAAUUAAAUAAAAAGGCGAAACAUGGCGCAGAAGGAUACUCUGUUGCAUCUCUUCGCCGGGGGAUGCAGUGGCACUGUGGGGGCCAUUGUCACCUGCCCACUGGAGGUGUUAAAGACGCGACUGCAGUCAUCUGGCCUCACCCUCCGGCCCGUUUUCCAGGUCCAGCUUGGUACCCUGAGUGGCACUGGGGUUAUUAGACCGGGGACUGUUUCCCCAGGCCUGCUGCAGGUGCUCAGAUCGAUUCUUGAAAAAGAGGGACCAAGUUCUCUUUUCCGUGGACUGGGGCCGAAUCUUGUGGGUGUCGCCCCUUCAAGAGCCAUCUACUUUGCUGCAUAUUCAAAAUCGAAAGAGAUGUUCAAUGGGUUGUUUGUCCCCAACAGUGGACUGGUCCACAUGUCCUCAGCUGGUACUGCAGCUUUUGUUACCAAUUCUCUGAUGAACCCCAUCUGGAUGGUCAAGACCAGGAUGCAGCUGGAGAAGAAAGCCCGAGGAGAGAAGAAGAUGAAUGCGCUGCAGUGCGCCCGCUACGUUUACAGAACAGAGGGAGUGCGUGGCUUCUACCGUGGCCUCACAGCGUCCUAUGCAGGCAUCUCGGAGACCAUGAUCUGCUUCCUCAUCUACGAGACUCUGAAGAAGCACCUCGCCAAGAGGCAGUUUGCCUCCCCGAACGGAGAUGAGAAGGGAGCAUCAGACUUCCUGCGGUUGAUGAUGGCGGCAGCUUUUUCAAAGGGCUGUGCGUCCUGCAUAGCUUACCCACAUGAGGUCAUCCGGACGAGGCUGCGGGAAGAAGGCAGCAAGUACAAGUACUUCUUCCAGACGGGGAGGUUGAUAGCUGUGGAGGAAGGCUAUGCAGCUUUUUACAGAGGACUCAUUCCACAGCUGAUUAGACAAAUCCCCAACACGGCCAUCGUCCUGUCCACCUAUGAACUCAUCAUCCACCUGUUGGGAGAUUCCAAAUGACAUUGUGUUUGAAAAGUCAGGACUUUUCCUCACACGCAAUGGAUUCCACACAAAAUACACAGUGCGAGAGGCUGAAGAAAUAUUAGCACAUCUUUUUUCUUUGAAAGCAGUUGUGCACAGACUGCUGUGAUGAAACUGUAGCAGUUUGUUCUGUCAUCCAAAGAGUCAAACACAUUAUUUAAUUCAGAGCUUGUUAGUUUAUCAACACAAAGCCUCGGUACUGAAAGUUGCACAUCUUUGGAUGAAGGUCAUGUUCAUAGGCGACUAGUUUUAAGUUAACUAAAUUAUUAUUUGUUUUGUAAUUUUGCAGAUAUUUUGUUUUAUCACUGUACAAUGAGAAUUGACGUGGAAAGGUUCACACGUUGGUUAACGAUAUCAUUCAGGAGAAGUUGUAAUACUAGUGCUGUUUUUUUUGCUUUGUAGUGGCAUCAAGGCCUACUUUAAGAGUUUUGUUUUACAAUCUGUUUGAAGUUGAUGUUUGAGCUGCAAAGAGAUUUAUUGUAUUUUUCCAUAAAUGCACAACUCUACAGAGA
Molecule: messenger RNA, 1626 nt
Organism: Cyprinodon tularosa
Lineage: Eukaryota; Metazoa; Chordata; Actinopteri; Cyprinodontiformes; Cyprinodontidae
Gene: slc25a33
Product: solute carrier family 25 member 33
Exons: 7
Coding region: 155-1093 (312 amino acids)
Biological process (GO): pyrimidine nucleotide import into mitochondrion
Cellular component (GO): mitochondrion
Molecular function (GO): pyrimidine nucleotide transmembrane transporter activity
Source: RefSeq, a predicted model, not a curated record